Messenger RNA from Clarias gariepinus (North African catfish), 7342 nucleotides. It is a transcript of the gene ptbp3, whose product is annotated as polypyrimidine tract binding protein 3. The transcript is spliced from 14 exons. The record is from RefSeq and is a predicted model, not a curated record. Gene Ontology annotation, molecular function: mRNA binding. Bases 245 to 1801 code for a protein of 518 amino acids. Gene Ontology annotation, biological process: mRNA processing; regulation of RNA splicing. Gene Ontology annotation, cellular component: nucleus. NCBI's taxonomy places the organism in Eukaryota, Metazoa, Chordata, Actinopteri, Siluriformes, Clariidae.
UCAGGAGCAGGAAGUGCUGCUUGGCUUGGCUUUGUGCUGAGAGUCGAGUGAGACUGGGUGGCUGUGGGAGUGGAGCUGGAGUCAACACACACACACACACACACACACAGAGCUCGGAGUGUGCAGCGUCUCCUCCUCCUCCUCAUGUCCACACUGCUGUUAGUCUCGAGCUGCUCUGCUGUGCGAUGGAUGGUGAUAAUCUGAAGAGCCUGCCGCUUCUGCGUUCCUCUGUGGUUAUACUACCAUGAGCAAUUCCACUCCAUCCACAGCUAAUGGCAACGAGAGCACAAAGUAUAAAGGAGACCGACCGCCCUGUGGCCCCUCUCGUGUCCUUCACGUCCGUAAAGUUCCCAUCGAGGUUUCCGAGGCCGAGGUCAUCUCAUUAGGAAUCCCGUUUGGCAAAGUCACCAACCUGUUGAUGCUCAAAAGCAAAAACCAGGCUUUUAUAGAAAUGGCUUCUGAGGAAGCAGCGAUCACUAUGGUGAACUACUACACCACGGCCACGCCGCACGUCCGCAACCAGCCCGUCUACAUCCAGUACUCCAACCACCGCGAGCUGAAGACAGACAACCUGCCCAACCAAGGGAGAACCCAGGCCACCCUGCAGGCCGUUAACGCCAUGCAUUCUGGGAACAUGACGCACUCGGCGUCGGCCAGCGACAGCAGCAUGAUGCCCGGGCAGAGUCCGGUCCUGCGCAUCAUUGUGGAAAAUCUCUUCUACCCGGUUUCUCUGGAAGUGCUUCACCAGAUCUUCUCUAAGUUUGGAACUGUCCUGAAGAUCAUCACGUUCACCAAGAAUAACCAGUUCCAGGCUUUGCUACAAUACUCAGAUCCCAUAAACGCGCACCACGCCAAACUGACUUUAGAUGGACAGAACAUUUAUAACGCCUGCUGCACGCUGCGUAUCGAGUUCUCCAAACUCACCAGCCUCAACGUCAAAUACAACAACGACAAGAGCCGCGACUUCACACGACUCGACCUGCCUUCAGGAGACGGACAGCCCACACUGGAGCCCACCAUGGCCGCGUUCGGUGCUCCAGGGAUCAUCUCUUCACCAUACGCUGGAGCGGCUGGUUUCGCUCCUGUUGGUUUCCCUCAGGCUGCAGGUCUCUCCAUGCAGGCGAUGCCCGGUGCUCUCGGACCCCUCACCAUCCCCCCCUCAGCGGUAGCCGGGCGGAUGGCCAUCCAUGGCAUGCCCCCCACAGCCCUCCAUUCUGUUCUCCUCGUCUCCAACCUCAACCCUGAUAGUAUAUCACCACACGGGCUCUUCAUCUUAUUCGGAGUGUAUGGAGAUGUUCACAGAGUUAAGAUUCUGUUCAAUAAGAAAGAGAACGCGCUGGUGCAGAUGGCGGAUCCGACCCAGGCCCAGCUCGCGAUGAGUCACCUGAACGGGCAGCGUCUGUACGGCAGGGUGAUGCGCGUCACCAUCUCUAAACACCAGACGGUGCAGCUUCCCCGCGAGGGUCAGGAGGAUCAGGGCCUGACCAAAGACUUCAGCAGCAGCCCGCUGCACCGCUUCAAGAAGCCCGGCUCCAAAAACUUCCAGAACAUAUUCCCUCCAUCAGCUACGCUGCACCUUUCUAACAUCCCGCCGUCUAUCGGAGACGACAUGCUGAAGGACCUGUUCUCCGGUUCAGGAUACAACGUGAAAGCUUUCAAAUUUUUCCAGAAGGACCGUAAGAUGGCGCUGAUCCAGCUGGGCUCGGUGGAGGAAGCCAUCCAGUCCCUGAUCGACCUCCACAACUACGACCUGGGGGAGAACCACCACCUCAGAGUGUCCUUCUCCAAAUCCACCAUCUAGCAGCCGUUCCCCUUUAACCCCCUCAGCGCCGCCGCCGCUGCUGUUCUGUUCACGGGUUUAAAUUUAAGAGACGAAGUCUGACUGACAAACUUCUGUAACUAAAGACGUGAUUUAAAAACACUUUGAUACUGAAAAAUAGACAAAAAAAAUAAAUAAACGACAGAGACUUUGGGUAGUUUUAGAGAUUUUAGGGGUUUUAAAGUUAAACAGAGUUAGAGACUACUAUAUGACCUUCACACAGCCGUAGCUGAAGGUUUUUUGUGUUUUUUUUUUUUUGUUUGUUUUUGGUAAGCUGGAGACGUGUGAGCUUCGAUUCGAUAGCACCGAAGCUCCAUUUUUAUUCGUUUUAUCUUACAGCCAUUGCAGCACAACCGUCUCUGGAUGGUUUGAGCAGAACUGCAGCAGAAACUUCAUGAGAAGGAUCUCUAUUUGACUUUGCUGGAGAACUUUGGAGAUGUUGCCGAACAUGAACGUGGACGUGAACAUGGAUGUCGAUGUGCCUGUAGUGCUAUAUAACUGUUAACGUUUCACCCAGGUGCUCCAUCCAGCCCUCAGAACUGGAACCUCACUGGAUAGGCCACGCCCUCUUUCAAUGUCCGUGAUGUCAUCACUAUGUGCCGCCGGGUAAAAACCCUGUAGCGACGUUCCCUCACCAUCGAGAGCCAUCUUUCACGUAGCAGUACAGUGUCUGUGUAAUGGAUGAGGAACAGUUCGGAGAGUUUCGUCAGUCCUGCUCGGGAUCUGUGAAUAUAUCAUGAAAGAUUCUGAGAUCUCCUGCGGGAUGGGGUUCAUUUGAAUUGUUUUUAAAAACGAUGAAACGUCACAAGGCGAGACUGUUGUGAAACCUGCGGACGUUUUUAUAAGACACGAACAUGCAUGAUCAUUCCAGGAAAGAACGUCCGGCUGUCCAUCAAGCUGGAACACUCCAAUCAGCAGAGCCCGGCUGUCAGGAAGCCCCGCCUCCUGUCAUUUAAACGUCAUUUUGAAUGUGAAUCAUGUAGCCCCUACCAAUGAACGAUGCUUUCUGGUUGCUGAUUGUCCCUCUUGUAAUCAAAUGCUUUUUUCCUUUUAACUCUCAUUAAUGAUUAUUUGAGUUUUUUCCUUUUCAGGUUGCGUCCUCCGAAUCAGAACAAGUCAAACUGAUCUGAUUCCAUGGAGGGUUUUUUUUCCCCGUCUCUCUCUUUCUCUCUUUCAGCCUUGCUGUCCCUCCUCCACAUGUCCAAAAUUAAAAUAAGCAAAAAAAGAGAGAGAGAGAGAGAGAGAGAGAGAGCUGUCCUUACUGAAACACUCCAGUUCUAAUUCCGUGUACAUCGUGUGGUGAAACGUGUUGGUGAAGUAAAUUAGGCCGUGGUUUCAGUCGAGUGGAAGAAGAAGUGAAAGAUUAAAACUUUCAGUGUGUAAAUAAAAAAAAUGAUAAAACAAACGUACAGGAAAAAGAGCUUCACCCUGGUCCUGGAGGGCCGAGUGUUAAAACAGGGUUGCCAGAUCUACAGAAUGUUUUUUAAACACUCUUUAAACUAAUUGGUCACUAAGUGUGAACGCUCCACAGAUUAAAUAGCAUUUAAAAAAACUAUAGUGACAUUUCUCUAUUAAACAGAGCGUUCUGCUCAUGGAACAUUAGUGGAAUUAAUCCAGGAGAAAUCCAAGGAGAAAACUUUUUCACAAACUUUACGCACAUGAAGUAUAAAUGAUUUUUUUUUUAAAUACACAGAUAUAUUUAAAUACAUUAAAUUGCCAGUGGUUGGCACAUUGUUGCCGUGUAGGAGGACUAAAACACGUUUGUCCCAGCGUUUCCCGUGAGACAUCAAAGCUCCGUGUAUUUCACCAUACAGAUCUGGCAACCCUUGUUCUCACUUCACUUGUAUCCACAUUUACACAGGAAUGCGGAUCAGGAGUGUUUGAUUGGAUAAAGAUCGGACUGCUGGUCCUCUUGAGGAUCAGAAUCAUCCGCAACUUUAAAAUCCCCACGAUGGGCCUCAAGAUGGCGCUGCUCCUUUUCCUGAACAAAUACCUGCCUUGUUAUUUUUCAGGCUGUGUUGUUCCACAAAAUUCAUUUAUAUAUAAAAAAUUCAACAAUAAUUUGGCAUAGAAACUAAAUGAAAUGCAGGACAAGGGACAGUGUCUUUUUUUUAAUUUUUUAAUUUAAUUAAAUUUCAUUUUAUUUAACCUGAAGCGAUAGAUUCCACCCUUCGCUGACACUUCUCUAAAGAAAAACAUUUUUCUUUGAAGUUUACAGUCUUACAUAACGCAGAACUAUUCAGGUCUAUUUAUCUUUAACGAUUGUCAAGAUUUUUUGGAGAAAAAAAAGAAGUUACUUAUUUUUGGUAAUUUGUUCUUUUUUAUGGAGAGAAACAAAACAAAACAUUGAAAGAAAAAAAAAACACUCACCAGGUUUUUGUACCACUAUAAUCAUUCAUGACAUCAUGGUGAAAAGAAAAAAAAAAUCAUCAUAUUUACUGUGUAUUUACUUCAUUUUCUUAUGUGCCUUAAAAUGUGUUUAUAAUCAAGAUAGGUCUUAUAAAUAUUACCUAAGAUAUCUUAAGUACUAUUUUGUGCGGUUGGUGAGAGGGUUGAUUUGUUGAUUUCUAUUCGGUAAGCUUUUUGUUUUCCUCUAGUUUUGUUUUUAGAUGUGUAUUUUUGUGGGCACUCAGUAUUGUGUGGUCUUUUUAUCCAAAUCAUAAAUGAACGUUUGGUGCUUUAAAGGCACACUGGAGAAACAAAAACAAACAGUUUGGUGUAAAAAUGCUUGGUGUUAUGCUGUGGGUCUCCCCUGUCGUGUGUGUGUGUGUGUGUGAGAAUCUCAGCUCGUUUUCUCUGCAUGAUGAAAUGCUGUGAAAUGAAGAUCACGACUCUGUGAUGGUUCCCGUGUGAGGAUGUUCUCAUCUGGCUGUAAAUCUGUUGCUCUAAAAGAUUUCCCAAAAGUCUCUCUAUUUUUAGUCAAACAUUAAACCUUCAAAACCGUUGCGUUUAACAGCUAAGUGCAAAAGUUUCGCUGCUUUUUGAUUACUAUUAAUAUCUUACUCUUAACCUAACCUACAUAUUUUGACCUCAUAAGGAAGGAAUGUUUAUGAAAUAUUAAAACGUUUAAUUUUAUUUCCAGCAGAGUUUUUCUCAGGAACGAAAACUUACAGAAAAAAAUGUGAAAUGUAUUAAUAGUUUCUUAUUAAUUAAUCUAAUACUGGUUUUCGAUGAUAUAUUUGAGACUUUCGACUCCACCCUGCGUAAUUCCAUCCGUGAUCUUGAUUUUCUCACCAAAAUCUUCCUGAGUGUUUUCCUCAAAUCCGAAUUCACCAAAAUGAUGAAUUAUAAAGGUGCACAAACUUUUGCAUUCAACUGUAUUUUGGCCCAAUAAAGAACUCUUAACAGCUCCAGGCUCUUGAUUACAAAAUUACAGAAUGUGAAGUUCAUUUUCUGUGAUGUUGCAUUUAAAGAGGUGAUAUUUCGGGGCUUUAGGAAACUUAAGGCGUCAUUUAUUGUUUAAAAUCUCAUCAAUGUAAAGUGUGUGUGUGUGUGUGUGUGGAAUCCAAUUCAUGUUUACAGUGAAUUUCUGAUGUUUCUGAGCAGAAUGAUCUGAGAUUUGUGUGUGUGUGUGUGUGUUGUACUUAUCUUAUUUACUGUAUCUUAUAAUCAGAUUAAUUUAGGGGGUGUGGCCUGUUUUUUGCUCUGUAGUGAUUUUUUUUUUCUUUAUACAUUAUUUUCCUCUUAUUUGUAAGGAUGUGAAACUGGAUCAAGAUGGCUAGGCAGUUGUGUGUGUGUGUGUGUGUGUGUGUGUGUGUGUGUGUGUGUGUGUGUGUGUGUGUGUGUGUGUGUGUAGAGAGAGAGUGAAUGAGAAGGAAGGAGCCGGUUGGUGGUGUGUGAACAGUGUGACGCUGUAUGCUGUAAUCUAUAAAAGCUUUUCAUUUAUAAACAGGAGAAAAAGCCAGACUUGUGAUUUUAUAACGUGGCACUAAACGCAGUUCACUCUGAUUACAUUUUCUCUUCAUCACACUCACGUCUUUUAUUUUCAUUUAAAAUAAUCUUUUUUGUCCUGUUUCGACUCAGGCAACAUCGUCCCUCCAUCACAUUAUUCUGUUCAAAUCCGCCUUCAGUUUUAAAGUUUUUAUUUUUAUUUUUAUUUUUUUAAGUGGUUUACAUUGAAACUAAACACAGAAAUAACACAGGACCAAAGUUUAUGUGCCUUUCAUCCAUCUAUCGAGCUUAUUUGUAACAUUUCCUUCCGGGAUGUUUAUCAGAAAUCAGAACAGAUGUUUUUAUGUAAAUGCUUUUCUUUCUUUUUUUUCAUUAUUUCUUGCAUUCCACUGAAGUGUCUUUGGGUUUUUAUUUGUUUUCAAAUCUAUUUCCCCUCGAACACAAGGUAAAGCCAUAAAACACAUCAGAAUCUCAUAAUAUCAAUUAAUUUCCCCUGUUAAUGAGAUCCUGCACCGAUGCUGAAUGUUUCGUUCGUCAUUCCAUUAAAUCUACAUAAAUCCUUUUUUUUUUUAAAUAAAAGUCUCGUUUAAUACAGUCCAGAUUUACCCAAAAGAAAAAGAACCAUAAAUUAUCCAAUUCUCAUGUCACCUUUACACAAAUUUACUCACGAAAGCUUUAUUAUUACCAAAGGAAUUUGACUCAAAUUAGACUGAUUUAGACGUUAAGCUCUGAAACGCCAUAAGCAAGAAAAAUGCCAUUUUAUAAAGAAUUCAGUUACGGGUGUUUGGGCUGGUUUUUGUGCUCUUACUCCAAAACCUCAGUAGGUUUUUGUGGGUGAAAUAUUUAUUCACUAAUAUCACCUACCGUAUGCGGGACCUCGUUAGGGAUGAGUAAUUAAUUAGCACAUAAACAAUGAGUCACUAUAAAUGAUGUUGCAUGCAUUGUUUUUGUUUUACUGAACAUUUGUUGUAUAAUUGAGGUAAAAACGCACACAAAAGGUUUAUUCAAAUGCAAAAAGUGACUUCUGUUGCACUGGGAAAAAAAAAAGGUUUUAAGCUAUUUCUAAGCUUAAAGUUUCAGCCAUCUUGACUUGUUUUUUUUUCUAUUUUCUCUUUUUGGUCUCUAAACAAUCUGGGCUACAGGUUUACUGAAUCAGAAGGGAGGGACAUAACAGCAGAACUCAACUCAGGCACGAUGCACAUACAGAAAGUGCCUGCAUCCGACCUCACGAGCCUCACCUCGCCUUGAAAAUCCCCUAUUUAUAACGCAUAUGAAUAUUAACAUGAAUGUUCCACUACCAAAACAAACAAGUGCUUGUAAAUAUGUGCUCCCUUUUUGUUUUGUUUGAACCUGGCCAAAAAAAAAAAAAAAAAAAUCAAAAAUGAAAAGGUUUCUGGGAACAAGAUACAACACAUCAGUUGAUCUGAACUGGUUUUUAUAUUUAUGAAAAUUCAACACGUUUUAGUUUUUUUUCCUGUAUUUUGAUAUUGCAGCAGGACCAGCUUUUUAUUUGUAAAAGUCGUUUAUGUGACGUUUGUGAGGAUAACGAUGGAGAGACGAGCAGAAUUCAGUUUGAGUUUGAUGUAAUAAAAAUGCAAAUAGAUUAAACUAUUAAAGGAACAUAUUUUCUAA